AUGGAGUUCCAGAUUGCACCAAUCGAGCACGAAAACAAUUUAAAAAUGGAGUUUAAACAUGUUUCUGCUAAGAAAGAGGUCGUCUGUCCGGUGGAGAGAAGUAUGGGCUUACCAGGGAGGUUAAAAAUUGAGUACAAGUUGGAGAGAAGUAUGAACAAGUGUAUGAAACUGGAAGAGACCUUGAACCGGGUAAUGGAGGAAAAAAAGGAGUCGUUCAAUCGUGAGAAAAGGGCUGUGGAGGACCGCGAUAGGACUUUUGCCGACAAUAUGAAGUUGACGAUUGAAAAUAACAAGUUGGUCUGCGACUUGAACGAGAAGGAUAACGAGCUCAAGAGAAAAAAAUUGGAAAUCGAGAGGUUAACGGCAGCUCAUGAGGAGAACCGUAAAUCUUUUGAUCAAAUGAUGGUGAAAAUGAACCGAGAAGUGGAGGAUUUGAGGGAAGAAAAAUUAAGUGCUUUGAAGAUGUUGGGGGAUUUGAAGGGAGAGACCUGUCUAACAAAUAAGACGAUCUCCGAGUUGAGAGAGAAGGUUAAUGAGCUGAAGUUAAAAAACUCGGCAAACGAGCGGUUGGCAGGAGCUAAUGAGGAGAAGUGCAAAUCUCUUGAUGAAAUGGUGGUGAAAAUGAGGCAAGAAAUGGAGGAAUUGGGGGUGGAGAAAUCAGGUGCUUUGAGGACCGUCGAACAAUUGAGGGGGGAGAUCUUGGAGGCUAAUAGGACUAUAGAUGAUUUGAAGCUUAAAAAACUGGAGUCUAAUAAGAUGGUUGAGCUGUACAAGAGGCGGCUCGAGAAUCUGUGGCCAAAAAUCGAGGAGAUUAAGGAGGAUCUUGUUGGUAUGGUCACUACAAAGGCAGGAACUGUGGCUGAUUUGGUGAGUGGCGUGGCCAAGCUGGCGAAUUGGGAAGAAGGUGAAAAAUUGAAAUUUCACGAUUCUAAGGGCAAAACCGGUAGCUCGGGGAAUGGAAGUAGUAGAAGCUGCGGAUCGGUAAAGAGAGGCCCACAUGCUAGCAACUCGCUGUUGUUAACCGGAGGAGGUCAUUUUGGUAAAAUCGCUCAGCCGCCUUUGGCUGACAGAAAUGUUAUCGAAAUAAUCGACCUCGACAAGGACGAUGAUGGAACCAAACCAAACGGGUCAUCAAACGAGACAAAUCCCGAGCAGGGCUCGUCAUGCAGCAAGAGGAGACGUUCGGAUUUCAUGGAGGAUUUAGUCUCGAGUUGGACUAAUAAGUGGAAUAAGAACACGAACACGGACCACGAAAAGAAUGUCAGUGCUUUCAAAUCGAGUUGCGAUCCAAAAUGUGAUUCUCAAACGCCUCACAAGAAAUCUGGACUAGGUGAUAACGAGGGUUCGAGUGGCUCGGAUGGGUCAUGCACGGACUCGAAAAUGGAGGCCUUUGUUGAGUCAGUUCAAGUGGUAUUGGGAAGCACCGGGAAAUCUGCUGGAACAGAGGAUGGCCAACCCCAUGCCGAUCUCCUACCCUUACAACGCGUGGGGGACGAGAUCGAUAUUCAGAUCAGAGAAGCUCUGCGAUCAGGUGAUGUGGAGCUCGCGGCGACAGUCAAUGUGAUUUCUCGAGAUUUAUUCAGGAGAAGCCAUGAAGAAAGCCGACGAAUCUCGAACUCCAAAAGGGAAAGAGUUUCUGGUUUGAUGUUCGAUGGAGAACUAAAGAGGGCUUAUAUGGCUGAAAUCAACUAA
Messenger RNA from Striga hermonthica, 1692 nucleotides. The record is from the annotation of a GenBank genome assembly. Lineage: Eukaryota; Viridiplantae; Streptophyta; Magnoliopsida; Lamiales; Orobanchaceae.